This is a messenger RNA of Xyrichtys novacula (pearly razorfish), 2329 nucleotides long. NCBI's taxonomy places the organism in Eukaryota, Metazoa, Chordata, Actinopteri, Labriformes, Labridae. The record is from the annotation of a GenBank genome assembly.
AUGGAGCACCAACAGGCUGAUAACUGCAUGAUCCAAGAGCGAACAAAAACCAUAAAAAAAGAAGAAAAAGAAAAAGAAGAAGAGGAAGAAGAAGAAGAAGAGGAGAAGAAGAAGAAGAAGAAGAAGAAGAGGAAGAGUGGUAAUAAAUAAAUCAAACUUCACAUUAAGGUUGAAGUGAUUAAAGUGGAGAAACUACAUCUGCAGAUUUGAUGACACUCAGAUUUUCAUUCAUGAUGUUGUUUUUAAAAUCGUGUUUCCAGGUAAAAAGGUAAAUUCUCCUCCAAUCAGAGCCGACCCUGACACGUCCGAGUUCAUAUUUCACAUGAUCACACUUUUAUAAAAUUAUUGAAGCUUUACUUUCACAGACUUUUUAACUAAAAUGUUUAAUAUCUCUGAUUCAGUGGUUAGAGGAAGAGAAGAAUCAAUUAAUCAAUAACUAAAUCUACAUUCAUAUUGGUGCAUUAAGUUGAACCUGCUGCUGUUUUGACGACGUUAACGAUAUAAACAGCUGAAAUAUGAGUCUCUAUAUUAUUGAUUGUAAAUGAUCAAAAUUCUAAUUUCUGAGAUUAAAUUUGUAAUUAAAAAUAAAAACAUGUUUCAGUCUCAGAUUUAAGGACGCCGUCUUUAUUUCAGGGUCAUUAUCAGAUUUGACUCAAACUGGACUCUGUCUCCAGUUUCAGGACUUCCUCCUGUGGGACUAAUGAAGGAACAUCUGAUCAGUUUUCUGUUAUUUCACAGACGACCUCUGCACGCCUCCAUCACCUGUUUUUGAUUUCUCCUCGUUCACAGUCUGCUGAUCUGAGUUUGUGAUGAACAUGAAGAGGAGAAACAAACACGCUGCUGCUCUGAUAACAAAACACUAAAAUCAUUUAUAGAUAUUUCAGAAUAAAACACCUAAACACUGAUUUUUAUGGUUCUCAUUUAAAUCUCAAAUUUGAUUAAAAUCAAAAAUAUCAAUAAUAUUGAUCAAAUUCAAAGACAAUAUUUAUCCACUCAUUUUAAAUCUUAAACACCUUUAAACAAAAUUAAAACAAAAUUUUAUCAUUUUAGAAAAUUAAACUCAUAUGGAGGUGAAGGUCCAACAGGUUAGUCACAUGACCGGGUCUGAGACGGACCUUCAGAGAGGCCGGGACUCUCAGAGGUUCAGGACUCUGUGAGAGACCGCGUGAGCGAACCGGUCAACAGUUUCAGGAUAAAGUUCCUGAUUCCUACAGAAGAUCAGUCAAAGAUUCAGAGGGUCUGGAGAAAUCUCUGUACUAAAGGGGGACAAGGACCAGAACCAGGACUGGACAAGAACCAGAACCAGGACUGGAUGGUCUCAGGGCAAAAAUUCAGACAUGACUCUGUGGUGGAAAUCACGGCAUGGACUCAGAAUCACCUGUGAACUCAGAUCAUCACUGCAGGAGACCAGAUAGAAACCAGAUCCAGAACCACCAGAGACCUCUGUGGACCAGAGUCCAUUUAAGGUGUAAAUCUGUCCUCUGGUCUAAUGAACCAAAACCAGGUUUUCUUGUAGAAAUGAUGGAGACCACGUCCCUCACUGAAGACACUGACCUCAUUAUAAAGGAUCAGUCCUAAAAAAGAGACUCUGAACUGAAAUCCUACAUCAGGACCAGAACGGGACAGUUUUAAAACUCCAGAAACUGGACUGAUCCGGACCGUCCAAGUGGAGACAAAGAUUCUCCUAAUGGACCAGAGAAAGUUCUGCUCAGAGACUCGAAUCUGUUCACACAUUUAGGUCAAUAAAUAUAAAGUCAUUAUCUUUAAUUAAGGGGAGACAAAUAAUCUGGGUCGGUCUUCUUAUGACUGAGAGGUUCUAAUCAGGAACCAGAACUCUCAGGAACCAGAACUCUCAGGAACCAGAACUCUCAGGAACCAGAACUCUCAGGAACCAGAAUUCUCAGGAACCAGAACUCUCAGGAACCAAAACUCUCAGGAACCAGAACUCUCAGGAACCAGAACUCUCAGGAACCAGAAUUCUCAGGAACCAGAACUCUCAGGAACCAAAACUCUCAGGAACCAGAAUUCUCAGGAACCAGAACUCUCAGGAACCAAAACUCUCAGGAACCAAAACUAUCAGGAACCAGAACUCUCAGGAACCAGAACUCUCAGGAACCAAAACUAUCAGGAACCAAAACUCUCAGGAACCAGAAUUCUCAGGAACCAGAACUCUCAGGAACCAAAACUCUCAGGAACCAAAACUCUCAGGAACCAGAAUUCUCAGGAACCAGAACUCUCAGGAACCAAAACUCUCAGGAACCAGAAUUCUCAGGAACCAGAACUCUCAGGAACCAGAACUCUCAGGAACCAGAACUCUCUGAACAUUUAG